This is a messenger RNA of Ceratitis capitata (Mediterranean fruit fly), 1335 nucleotides long. RefSeq lists its product as uncharacterized. The coding region runs from base 262 to 1164 and encodes 300 amino acids. The transcript is spliced from 3 exons. The record is from RefSeq and is a predicted model, not a curated record. NCBI's taxonomy places the organism in Eukaryota, Metazoa, Arthropoda, Insecta, Diptera, Tephritidae.
ACAGCGCGACGCUUGGAGCGGGGCGGAGUGUAGAGUGGCACAGCUCAGCUUGUGGUAAUCAUAUGUUUUUCGUCGUAUGACCAACAAAAAAGUGGACCCAAUGCACGUACAUACAUAUGUAGGUGGCAACGUCGUACAGCAAUGUUCGCCCAGAUCAGUCAUCAAACGUGUGUGACAACGCGUACCACGUCUUAUCACAUUAUUUAGUAUAACUUUUACAGUCCGAGAGUAAAGAUAAUCCACAUAAUUUUUUAACGGCAAAUGACUGAACUGCAGAGUGUCUCCUGCCUGGGUGGUGGCGUACAAUUCUGGAAGGAUUUCAUAAAGAUCUACGAGAACUCGCCUGCGCUUUGGGACACGCGCAGUAUGGCCUACAAGAAACCCUAUCUCAAGCGAGAGGCCUACGUUAAACUACGCGAUAAACUGCGCGAAAUCGAUCCGAAUGUACAAAUUGACUAUGUGAAGCGACGCAUCAACGGCCUGAGGUCGUGCUAUCGUCGUGAGCUGCGACGCAUACAGGACAGCAAACGAAAAGGUGAUGACUUGUAUAGGCCCAGCUUGUUUUACUUCAAAGAGAUGAACUUUUUGGAUGAUGUACUCGAUAUUGAUGUAGAGCGUGAUGAGCGUGAGGGAAAGGUUGAAAGACGUGGCCGAAAAAAGAAUUCGAUUAAUAAACUUUCAAAGCGGCAACCGCAAAAGGUGCCAACGGCAAGUACGAGUUCGGAAAGUGAUAGUGAAACGUCCUCAACUUCCGCAUCAUCAACACAAUCAGCCAAGCAGCAACAGCCAGCAGUAGAAGCCACAACAACACAAAUACAAAUACAAACAGCUGCACAACAGCAUCAACCCACACAACAGCACUUGUACGCCACACCGCUACCGCAGAGCACAUUCAGCCUACCCACAGCUUCGGUCGAGGCGCAAGCUUUGGGCGCUAGCUGGGUAGCGCUGUAUCAUCGCUUAGAACGUGAGCAGCAGCUUUACGCGAACAAAGCCAUAAUGGAGGUAUUGUAUCAGGGCGCUUUGGGUCGACUUAACGCCGACUCAUAUAAAUCGCUGGAGCGCGAUGUGAGCAAUAACUUUCUGGACGAUCACCGCAUUAUGGACGCAAUCAAUGAGGAGUUGGCCACGGACUUUAUAGCCAAAGUGGAUACGUUUUAUUGAUAAGAGUGGGAGGGCGGAAAAGUGAUCAAGUGAAAUUUAAUAAAUAUAUUUAAAAAAUUAUGUAUGUAGGUAAAUUUGUAAAUUUUUAAUAGGUGAAAUAAAAUAAAAGUUAUUAGUGAUUUUUUUAAUUCAUUGGAAAGGCUUUUUCCUAGCAAGCCUUUUUAUUUUUAA